Molecule: messenger RNA, 5564 nt
Organism: Bacillus rossius redtenbacheri
Lineage: Eukaryota; Metazoa; Arthropoda; Insecta; Phasmatodea; Bacillidae
Product: G protein pathway suppressor 2
Exons: 2
Coding region: 3486-4496 (336 amino acids)
Biological process (GO): regulation of transcription by RNA polymerase II
Cellular component (GO): transcription regulator complex
Molecular function (GO): transcription coregulator activity
Source: RefSeq, a predicted model, not a curated record
CAUAGAGUCAUUGUUUAGAACCAUUUCAUUUUUGUUAUAUGUUUUGUAGUUAUGUGAAAUUGUGUUUGUGUUUGUGGCAUCUUGACAGGUGUUUAUUUUUGAUUAUUGUCUGGGGCAACAAGAUAGACAUUUGCUGCAUUGAAAAAUUAUUAAAAUUGGCAAGCCCUUCAGUGCAGUCUGGGUCCAUCUGCUCGGAGGCUUUCUGCUGAACAGCACCUAAGUAAUCGUUCGGUAAGGUGUAUUUUGCACACAGACCUAAGAUUCGAUUCUUACAAAAUGGUCACUGUGCAAAAAUUGAACCCAGGAGAUUAUGAACAGCGGCUGCAUUUCUGAAGCAAAAUGACAACCUUAUUUUGUUUAUGAGUGAUGAGGCUCAUUUUCAUCUGAAUGAAUCAGCAGAAGUUUAAUUAUUGGGCCAGUGAAAAUUUAAGACAAAUUAAUGAGAGACCAUUGCACAGUCGUAAAGUUACAGUUUGGUGUGCUGUUGCCUGAACAAGUGUUAUUGGUGCAUAUCUUUUUUCAAGAUAACGGGAACACUGUAACUGUGACCUAGAAGCGCUAUAGACAGAUAAUUACUGACUUCAUCUUACCUUAACUAAGUAGAACACGUGUUCCUAUCCGACAUAUGUGGUUUCAGCAGAAUGGGGCUACAACCCACUCAGCAAAAAUGUUGAUGUUACCUAGUUAUUGGUCCUUUUUUCCCUGGUCGAAUCAUUUCCCGGUAUGUUGACAUUAAUUGGCCUCCUCUUGUCUGACCUGCCCAUGUGAGACUAUAUCUUGUGGGGUCACCUCAAGGCACGUGUAUACGAGUAUAAACCUGGACACUGGAACAACUGAGGGAAGCAAUUUGUGUGGAAGUCGAUUAAAUUGACAGAGCGAUGUUGGAGAGAGUGGAAGCCAACUUCCAAGAGCGGCUUGAGAGAUGUAUUGCAGAAAACAGCUGUCACAUGUGAGAUGUUUUCCACCAUUAAUUUUAUAAAAUGGCAACAUUAUGUGAACAUUCUGUAAAUAAAUUUUUUUAGAAGCAAAAUAACACUCAUUUUUUAAAAAUUGUCCGUCCUUUCUGUCUCAUCCUGUACAUUCCUACAGUUCAAGUCCAGUGUAUUUAUUAGCUAUUAUUUUUAUUAACAACAAAGCAGUAAGUAAAUUAUUGGUACAUUUUUUAGGUUUAUUAUAGCUCAUAAUAACAUAGUAAAAUGAUCAUUAUUUUUUUACAAAUAUAUAAUUCAACCUUUUUGUUGUAAUAACGGCAGAAUUUUUUCUUAUCAUAUUCUCAUUGUUUGGUACAUUUAGAGUGAUAGUGGGCUCAAAAUCAAAUAUUUUAUCUCCAUUCUUUGUUUUGUCUGUCUUAUGAUUGUCCAAUUUGAAGCAGAAUAAUUUCAUGGUUGUGUUUAAAGCAAAUAGUUAUGUAUUUAACAGCAAGUCACUACAACAAUUUCUGCUUUCUUGGGCUCAGAGCAAAUUGGUUUUUGGAAAACUCCAAACUUUGUUCUUAAAUGUCUAAAUGCACCUUCAAUUACUGAUCUAGUUCAUACAGACAGUAGCUAAACAUUUAACAGUUAAUAUUGCAUGCACUUUGAGUGUACGGCUCAAUUAUAUUUAUUUUUAUUGCAAAAGCUUCAUCUGAUACGAAAACAUAAGGUAAAUCUUCUUCUGUUAGUGGUAGUGACCAUGUCUCUGGUACAUUUAAUUUUCCUGUUUCGUAAAGUUCCCAAAAUUUAGUGUAGAAUUGAACACUGUCUUCGGAAACACGUCCAUUUGUAGCAACAUAUACCAUUAUGGAUUCCUUGUAAGAAUUUUCUAAAGCCAUAAGAAGUAUGCUGUAGGGCCAUUCCAUGAAAAUUAGGAAGUUUUAUUAAUUUAAAUGUUUUUUUUUCUGGUUGAGAAAACAUUACGUAAGAGAUUUUAAAGUUAUGGUCUUUGACAGACAAUGUUGAAUUUUGACUCAUUUAACAUUGAACAGCUGUUUUAUUGAUUCUAAUGUGGCUGCUAUUCAACUGUUUCUAUUUUGCUCAUAGAGAGGCUACUUUCAGGUUCUUUGGUAAGUACAUGUCACAUAAAUGAAUGUAUAUUUAUAUUUAAGUUCAAAAUAUAGGUUAUGCACAAACAUAUUUCUUGCAAAAAAAUAAUUUAAUAACAUUUUAUUGCUACUAAAUUAAUUAUUCAAUUGUGAGUGUUGAAGAUGUCCCGUACGUGACAAAUUUAGGUUAUGUUUCAUGUUUCAUCAGGAACAAAUUGUUAUUAUAUCUUACUUAUAUAAAUUCAAACUGUAUUAGAAUGCAGGUAGCUAACCUAAUUUUUAUAUGUUUUAAUUGCAUUAAAAACAAUAAAAAUUUUGAGAUACAAUCAUGUCCCGUACGUGACGUCACCUACGGGACAUAUGAAAAAUAUAAUGUUUUACCCAAAAUAUGUAGAAUAUUCACCUAUCUAAAAUAACAUAUUAUGUGUUACAUAAAUUUAUUAUUUCAAUGUUUUACUUUUAGUAAUCAAUUUAAUUGGUUUUCAGUGACAAAUAUGGAAUCUAAGAAGACAACAAGUGCUUCUCGGAUGAAAAAAAAUGAGGGAAAAACAAAAGACUGCAGAUCCAGAUGGUUAUCUUGAGAAGGAAAGGAAACGGAUUAAGGAACUGAGAAAGAAUAAGAAAAAGAAAAUGACAGUGAAAGACAAGGCUGCCCAAAAAAUUUAUGAAAGAAACAGGAAAAGACUUCAGAGAGCAAAGAAAAAUGCUAAAAAUGCAGCAAAAGCAAACAGUUCUGAUAUGUCUUCCUCUGGCACACCUUACAGUUGCAAGCAGACAUUAUCAAAAGCAGUUUGGAAGACUGCAAGGGCCUUACCAAACUCACCACGAAAACAAAAAGCUGUUGUGACAGGUCUUGCUAAACGCAUUGGUCUUCAACUGACUACGACAAUGGAAGAAAGUAUUGCUGGAACUAGAAACAGUUGUAAAGAAGAGACUUCUGUUAUAAAUUUUUUCUAUCGUCCAGAUAUAGUAUACACAUGCCCAGGGAUGAAAGAUGUAUUAACUGUGUGGGAAAAUAGAAAAAAAGUUAAAUUACAAAAGCACUUUAUGACUAUGUUUCUGCAUGAAGCAUUUUAUAUAUUCAAAGAAGAAAAUCCAGAUUAUAAAAUUGGUUACUCUAAAUUUUGUAGUCUAAGGCCAAAAAAUGUUUUGUUACUUAAAGAGACUCCUGCAGAGCAGUGUAAAUGCAGAAUACACGAGAACUUCAUUUUAAAACUUAAGGCCUUAAAACAUACAUACAACAAUGAAUUUUGGAAAAAUCUGUUGUGCAAUGAUAGCUUGAACUCUUUGUGUUGGCAGAACCUCUGUGAAGUUUGUAGUAAUGGGAAACGAAUGGUAGUCCCAAGAGAACCAGAUUCUAAAACCACUUGGAAAGAAUGGAAGAAAAAUGAUGAAAACAAAAUUAAGUUAGUUAUAAAAGAAGACUGUUUAGGUGAUAUAUAUAUAUGAAAAAUUGAUAGCAGAUAUGCCAAAAAUGAUGCUCCAUGUAAACACCAAAAGAAUACAACAUGAUGAGUUUGAGAAGGACAAAGCAAAUGGUACAAAGCGUGUUCUGGAGGUUGAUUUCGCAAUGUCUUUCAGUUGUGAGUAUCAAAAUGAAAUACAAAGUGCUUUGUGGUCUCGUGCUAGUGUUGUUUUAUUCACUGCUGCUGUUUUUUGUAAUGGAAAUUGCAAAACUUAUAUACUUUGUUCAGACACAAAUAAUAAGGAUAAGGACACAGUCUUUGUGUUCUUGGAUUUCUUUUACACAGAAAUACUUAAAGAAAAUUCUGCAAUUUCUGAAGAAAUAAUUUGGAGUGAUGGGCCCUCUUCAGAGUUUAAAAAUAAAUUCAUGGUGAAAACAUUGGAAAUAUUGAACCAGAAACACAACAGAACAUUUACCUGGAAAUACUUUGCGACAUCUCAUGGUAAAGGUGUAGUAGAUGGUGUUGGUGGCAAUAUUAAACGCUUAGUAAGAAUGAAAAUGAUGACGCAAGGGGAGGGAUGCACAAUACAGUCAGCUAAGGAUUUUGCAGAAGUAGCUGCACAACUUGAUACCAAAAGCCAUUUAUGGUAUAUAGAAGAGGACCACAUUAGGAAUGAAAUUUUAUCCCAAAAUCCUUGGAGAAAUGUCCCUUCGAUCCCAGGAAUCAAGGAAUUCCACAUUAUUACAUGUAGCACUUCGUCAGGGUUCUAUGCAAAAAACAAUGCACUGUCUACAAAAAUUGCACUCUCCAAUCCGAAAGGGAAUCUAUUCAACUUCCCUGGAAAAUGGGUAGUCGUAUGCUACGAAGGAAAAGAGUACCCUGGAGAAGUGGUGGAUGCAAGCGGAGAUCAAGUGCAGGUGUCAGUGAUGGUCCCUACAGGUCCCCCACAUCACUUCAAGUGGCCUCGACAACCAGACUGCAUUUGUUAUUUAAAAGAAGAUGUAGCAAGAGAGAUUUCUCCUCCAGUAGUGGUGAACAACAGAGGACUGUUUAAAUUUAUUGACAUUUAAAGUGAUCUUUAUGACCAUACAGAGUAACAGUUUUGUUAUUAAUUUUUUUUUUAGUUAGGAUAUAGGCAGGUAGAACUACUCUAUCAUUUUAUUUAGUUACAUUUAAUCAAUUUCGCUUAACAUAUCUCUAUGAGUCAGGUUGUGUAAAUUUAAUUUUUUUUUCAACACAACUUAUUUCAAUAAACAGCGCAGGCUUUCGCGGCCGUUGUCCGUACUUUCUAGGCUUCUGGGUUGUAGCCGCGUCAAAAUCAAAGUUUUCACCGACGUUUCGGUCGACGUCACAGUCACAAUCAUCAGGGAGAGAUUAAUUCAAUUAAUCUGCUCCCUGAUGAUGGCGACUGUAACGUCGACUGAAACGUCGAUGAACACUUUGAUUUUGACGCGGCUACAACCCAGAAGCCUAGAAAGUACAACUUAAUUUAAUAUUCUACUGAAAAAUUUAUUCAGCACAAUCUUACUAAUGUAAAUGUCCCAUACGUGACAGAAUUGUCCCGUACGUGACAAACAGAAAAAAAAAUUGUUUCUGAUUCAUUAUUGGAGUUUUUUCAUGCAUUUAUUGAUGUCUGUUUUUCUUAUUCUUAUAAGUUCUCACAAAAAAUAAUACAAGAAUAUCAUGCUAGAAUUCGGGCUAAAGUUUCAGUAAAACGUGUCCUCUUGAAACUAAUGGUUGACUAUAUGUGUCCCAUACGUGACGGUUACAUUUGACAGCAAUAUGUUGUUAACAAAGGUAUUUCUUAUCAUGUCUUAAGCUGAAAAUUUACACUAAAUGUGUAACUUCUGUAGAAACCAAGAAAACACAUGAAUAUACCCCUUAUAAUAUAAUUUUUUAUAGAAUUAUCGGUAUGAAAAUUUUUACAAAUGUCCCGUACGUGACAAUGGAAUGGCCCUGUAAUGACCUUUGUAAUUUAUGAAUGUGCAGGUUUUUGAAUUGUACAAUGUUUGCAAUCAAGAGCUGCUGAACAAUUCCAGAAUGGAAAUCUUUCCCUAAAUUUGGAAGCAAUAUUUUUCUGUUCUUUGUUUGUUUACAGUAUCUGAAAAUUAAAAAGUAAUGUGAAUUGAAAUUUUUCG